AUGGUCACUCGACCGCCUGCAGGAGAGGAGGCACGUAGGGUGGUCCCAACUGGGCGUGGCCCGGAGGGCCUCCAGAAGAAAGGGGGAACUUUCCCAAGACAAGAUCAGUCUGGGGCCCUCACAGCUCCUGCACCUCAGACCAGCCAAACUCCGAAGAGGCUCUCGUCCAGGUCAGCGAGGCUGCCCUCCACGACUGCGCCUCGCGCCGGCACGGCCCCGCACCAGGGUGGCGGGAGGAGUCCAACCCCUCGGGGUUGUCUCCGGCCGGCACGGCCGGGUCCCGUUCGCUGUCCCGGGUCGCAACCCGUCGCGCUCGCAGCAGACUCCGCCCAGGCUCGGCGCCCGCGGCGCGACGCCUCCCCUGCGUCCACCGCGCCGGCCGCGCCCGCACCGACGUCGCGCCCGAACGGUCAGGGCGGAGAGGCGAGGCCUGGACGUCUGGCGAGCCCGGGCGGCGGAACUGACGCCAGCGGGCUUCCGGGGGUGGCCCCCGGGGAGGUCGGCGGCGGCGCCGCAGUCGUGGAGGGGCAGUGGGAGCGUAAGCGGCCGUGGGCGACGCAAUCGCGUGCUGCCUCCCGACGGCCGCUCUUCCUGACCAGAGCUUUCGGAGUGCGGUGGCUGAGGAGAAGCCGUCACCACCCCGCCUCGGGGCCGAGUCAGGGUUCCAGUCGCGCCGCGUCGCCCCCUGCGCCGCCUCCUUGCCCUCAGUGGCGGGCGCCCUUCUCACUCGAAGCACUCCCCCCAGCUCCAUGA
Messenger RNA from Bubalus bubalis (water buffalo), 753 nucleotides. RefSeq names its product translation initiation factor IF-2-like. The record is from RefSeq and is a predicted model, not a curated record. The transcript has 2 exons. Lineage: Eukaryota; Metazoa; Chordata; Mammalia; Artiodactyla; Bovidae. Bases 1 to 753 code for a protein of 250 amino acids.